Messenger RNA from Opisthocomus hoazin, 2049 nucleotides. NCBI's taxonomy places the organism in Eukaryota, Metazoa, Chordata, Aves, Opisthocomiformes, Opisthocomidae. The record is from RefSeq and is a predicted model, not a curated record.
AUGGUAUCGGUAAUCUCUGGUCAUUUGCCUUGUGAAUUGCACAGCUGGAGGCAGAUGGCAGAAUACUCACCAGAAAUGAAGCAAUUUGCUUGUAUUCUCCACCUCUACCAUAUUAAGGCCUAUGAUUAUCUACGGAAGAUUUUUCCCCUCCCUCAUCCUUACAGCCUGACAAAUUGGCUGUCUAAUAAUGAGGCUGCUGCAGGCUUCAGCAACAACAUUUUUCUCCGCCUUCAGGAAAAGGUGGAGAGAGGGGAACAGGCCUACCACUACUGCACCCUAAUGGUACAAGACAUGUCCCUGCAGAAGCAGCAGGAGUGGGACCCGCAGACCCAGCGCCUGACAGGCUUUAUUGACUUGGGAGCAGGCGUCCUUGAUGCUGACGAAGCUCCGCUUGCCUCAGAAGCGAUAAUCCUCAUGGCAGUCGGCAUCUCAAGUCCCUGGACAGCUCCACUUGGCUACUUCUUUGUGAACAGCAUGACUGGCCACUUACUUGCUCAGCUGCUUCGUCAGGCCAUCAAUAAGCUGAACAACAUUGGCAUCACAGUGUUGGCUGUGACAUCGGGUGCCACCGCUCAUGGUGCUGAGACUGCCAAAGCUCUGGGGAUCAAGAUAGAUCCCGAAAGGAUUCAGUGCACUUUCCAGCAUCCGCCUGGCUCUGCUCACAGCAUCAUGUACUUCUUUGACAUUUGCCAUGCACUCCAGCUGAUAAGGAAUGCUCUGCAGAGCUUCCAGAAAAUAGAGUGGCUCAGUGACACUAUGCAGUGGCAGCAUGUGGUGGAGCUCGCAGCGUUGCGAGAGCAAAGGGUAUUAGAGCCAUGCAGUCCCAAGUCAGGUGGACCUGGGUGUGAGAAGAGUUACCACCUGAAGGUGAACCUUGCUACCCUGUUGUUCAGCGAGGGUGUUGCUGAUGCACUGGAACACCUCCAGAAGCUGGGCCUAGCCUCAUUCCAGAACUGCAGCGGUACUGUCAAGUUUGUGCGUUUGAUGAGCCAUCUUUGUGACAUAUUUCUUGGCAGAGGUCCCUAUAGAAGGGGACUGAAGGGGCCUUUGCUAGCUGGAAAUUACACCAAAAUAAGCCACCUCUUCAAUGAAGCCAAAAACUUCUUUGUCACCUUAACAGACUCUAUGGGGAGAUACAUUAUUAAGAGCAAACGCAAACUAGGAUUUCUGAGUUUCUUGCUCAAUGCUGAAAGCCUCAAGUGGCUUUACACCAACUACCAAGCCUGCGGCAGCAGUGGGAACCCCACCUGCACUGUGUUCCAGGCAGCUUACCACAGACUGCUCGCCAGCUGCAGCCUGGCACCAGGCUCACCACACAGCAAUGGCUCAGGCAAUAUGAGCUGCUUGGACAUAUCCCUGUCUCGUAGGAGAGAUCUGACCCUUGGUAGUGUCCAUGCUCAGUAUAACCCAGCUCAUGGGAGGACAUUGGCAAUGAAGUACCCCUAUAGUGCAGGCCUUCUUUUGCGCGGCUCUGCACUGAGCAGUGUGCUGACAGACCUGUCGCUGCAUGCACAGAGCAUCACUUGCACUGCGGGCUUCAUUGCUGAGCAAUUAGCCUCUGACUUGCAGUGCGAGGCUUGCCUUGCUUCCCUCUUUGAGUCAGAUGAGAGCAGGCGAAAAUGCGGGUCAGUGCUCUACAUAAAAAAGUUAGGUGGAGUGAGUCUGCCCUCGGCAAGUGUGUACACCAUAACAAGCAUUUCGGAACAAGUCCUAAACUGGUACGGUAAAGUAGGAGACGGCAACAAAAACACCAAGCUAUGGCAUUUGUCUCUGGAACAGAAAGUCUUCCAGGAGCUUCUAGGAGAAAGUCCCCUCUUCCCCACCCUCACAAACCAUUUAUUUGAUGGGGAGUUGUGCGUCAACAAUCACUACACAAUCUUAGUAAAGGAAAUAACACGAUGUUACUUAAACAUCAGAACAAACCAUGCCAAGUACCUGAACUUGACAUACCAUUGUGGAAGGCACAGAUUGAAGAGACUGAAGGGAAAACAUUUGUUUCCAUCACUACUGGGCAGCUGUCAGACAAGCCAUACCCAUGCAGGGACAUGA